UUCUGGAGCCCAAGCUCUUCUCACAGAGGGAGGGACAGAGAAGACAGCAGCCACCAUGCAAUCGCCCUCAGCCACUGCUCACAGAGGGUGUGUCCGCUGGCAGGGGCUCCUGCUGGCAGUCUUGCUCUUAACCAUUUGGAAUCUGCCCACCACUGCCCAAAUCACUGUCAAAGCAGUGCCGCCCAAUGCUGUUGUGGGGGAGGAUGUUCUAUUCCUUGUCUCCGGCCUGAAUCAGAAUCUUUAUAGCUAUAUCUGGUGCAAAGGGGGCGGAAUACGCCGCAAAGAUAUAAUUCUAUCAUAUUUAGUAGAUAGAGCAGAAAUUACCCCAGGGCAUAGAUAUGAUGGUCGAGAGAAACUAUACCCCAAUGGAUCCCUGCUGCUCCAGAACGUCACCCAGGAGGACACAGGAUGCUACACCAUAGAAGCCUUGCAGAGAAAUAUGAGAAUUGAUACAGGAACUACACUGCUCUGUGUACACCCGCUGGUCUCAAAGCCCCCCAUCAGAGUCCGCAGAGGACGUAGGGACCCCAGUGACAGAACAUAAGGACCUUGUGGUCCUGACCUUCCUCACAAGUGACCCUGGCAUCUCCAUCCAGUGAUUCUUCAAUGACCAGAGUCUGCAGCUCACAGAGAUAUUGAAGCUGUCCCAGGAAAACAGCACCUUCGCCAAAGACCCCAUCAGGAUGGAGGAUGUUGGGGCUUAACAGCGUGAGGCCUCCAACGUGGUCAGUUCCAGCAAAAGUGACCUCUGCAGGCUCAAUGUGAAAGAUGAGUCUGGCCCUCUGGCCCUCUUACCCUCCUCUGUGUUAUUCAACUCUGAAUAGAUUUUUUUUCUUAUCUGUAAAAUGAUGAUCUGAUGUACUUUUCAAGUAGAGUUGUGAUAGUCAAUGCUGAAGGUGGAAGUUCCUUAGAAGACUUGCAUUGAGUCAAUAAAUG
Molecule: messenger RNA, 936 nt
Organism: Diceros bicornis minor
Lineage: Eukaryota; Metazoa; Chordata; Mammalia; Perissodactyla; Rhinocerotidae
Product: carcinoembryonic antigen-related cell adhesion molecule 3-like
Exons: 3
Coding region: 56-544 (162 amino acids)
Biological process (GO): signal transduction; regulation of immune system process
Cellular component (GO): plasma membrane; cell surface
Molecular function (GO): protein tyrosine kinase binding
Source: RefSeq, a predicted model, not a curated record